Astyanax mexicanus (Mexican tetra) is the source of this 4440-nucleotide messenger RNA. It is a transcript of the gene esco1, whose product is annotated as establishment of sister chromatid cohesion N-acetyltransferase 1. Gene Ontology annotation, molecular function: protein-lysine-acetyltransferase activity. The transcript has 10 exons. The coding region runs from base 366 to 3515 and encodes 1049 amino acids. Gene Ontology annotation, biological process: mitotic sister chromatid cohesion. Gene Ontology annotation, cellular component: nucleus; chromatin. Lineage: Eukaryota; Metazoa; Chordata; Actinopteri; Characiformes; Acestrorhamphidae. The record is from RefSeq and is a predicted model, not a curated record.
UUAUCGCAGCGCAGAACAGCUGUUUUACAGAAGCUUUACCGCACUUUACCGCAGAUUUAGCCCGCCUGCGCCGCUCCGCGGGGCUGUACUCUGGUGUAGAGGGGAUACAGAUCCGCCGGUAUGAUUUAUAAGCAGCAGUUCGGGCUGAAAAGCCGCGUUUCAGGAGGUUUUUGUGGGUUAGCCGCUUAGCUAAGCUAACUACAUUUUCACUGCCUCGACAUUCCGCCGCCUCAGACCCAAAAACACCCCAAAAAACAGCCAAAAAAAAACAAAAACACCGAAAAUACCGCAUCUGAUUCGGGCAGGAGACCGACUGGAGGAAAACACUUUAUAAAGGAAAGGAAAUACAGCUUUCCCAACUGAAUAUGCUCGGUCCCAAAAGAAAGAUGCCAGCUCAAGCUGAACCUCAAGUGAAGAAGAAAAAGGUGGAUCAGAGUCCGGCAGCGUCCGAUAAACACGGUCAAACAUCUCAGACGACGACCAAGAGGUCCUUGAGGGCUGGAGUCUCGCAGAGGAAAGGUUCAGCUCAGUCCAGCAAGACGUCUAAAGCUCAUCUGAAGGACGAGAAGGAAAAGCAGCCGCGUCGCUCCUCCAGGCUGAAGAUAGCCCCUAAAAAACUGACUGGUAGGAAAAAGCGGAAGGCAUCGAAUGCAUCUGCUGCACCAAAAGAGCUGGGCUCUAAAGGUGGGAGUAAAGCUUCAGAGAUACCUGGAGAGAAAGUGUGUCAGAGUGAGCCUGUUCUGAAAAAAGGAAGUAGGAAGUACGCUGGAAGAGCAAAGAAAGGUAAAUGCUCAUCUCCCUCGUCUGAAACCGUUAGCACGGUGUCGGCAGCUGUGGAUCCUGUGCGAACGGAGCACAACUACGGUAGACCUCCUGAUAUACAAAGCGAAGAGACGACGAUGCCGGAGAAAAACAGCGUGGUGGACAUCAUCGACGUCACAGACCAAGACCCUCUCCGAGCCUCUGGUGCUAAAACGCUGAGCAAGAUACCGCUUAAUGAGCAUAAAGAACUCCCGCCUGAUCCUAUCGAGAAAAUCACUGUAACUUUAGAUGCUAAGGUGAGUGUGAUGAGAAAGUCCCCGCCACCUCUGCAAGCCCUUUUUAAAGUUAUUCAGGAGACCAGCUUCAAUGGUAAAGAUGUGUCCGACGAGGUCGAGGUGGUUAAUACGUGUUCUGUACAGGAUGCUUCUGUACAGGAUACUACUGUACAGGAUACUACUGUACAGGAUACUACUGUACAGGAUACUACUGUACAGGAUACUGCCCAAGAUACAGAACUGUCUGCUGCUUCCGAAGGAUCUCUGACCUCAGAAACCUUUCUGAAUCUGGACGAUAUUGAGAUUGAACACUGCGUGGUUGAGAUUGAAACUGUGGAGGAAGUAGUUGGCGGGAACCUUGGUGCCUCAUCAGAGAAUUGCAAUGCGCUGCCUUCGCAGGACUUGCAGCAGUUGCAGGAUUUGCAGGAGGCAUUAGCUCUAAAAGAAACCAGCAAAGCUGUCGUGUGCAAAGAGAGCACCUCGACUCCAUCUCUGCCACAGGAUGGCGCUAAGGACUCCUCCACACCGGGUUCUGUUGCACAGGCCAGCGCUGAACCUCCAAAGAAGCAAGCGAUGAAUCCUCAGGCCAGAACCAAGGCCCGAUUAGCAGCUCUGGCUGAGGAGAGAGCAGCUGCUGCUAAGAGGCAGCCCCCCAAGCAGCUCAACCUCUUAGCUCUGUGUGAGGAAAUUGCAGAUGAUAUCGCAUCGGAUGCACCAGCAAAAACUGCAACACCUACAAUAACUACAACAGCAGCAACAACAGCAGCAUUAGCUUCAGAAGAAGAUGCAGUAGAAAGAGUAGAAAAAGUAGUAGUAGAAGGAGAAGAAGAAGAAAAGAAGAACAAGAAAAGUGCUCAAUCUCAAUCUGAAGAGAUCACCCAAAGCAAAAGUGAUGAAGUGGAGGAUGCACCAGUUCCCACUGUUUCCAGUGACCUGCCUUCCACUGCAACCCACGCCGAGGAAACAUCCGAGCCUAAGGUGCAAGAAAACACACCCAAGAAGCGCUUCUUCCUCAGCCAGGUGUCCGUUCCUCUCAAAACCCAGGAGAAGAAGAAGCUGUCGCGUUUCCAGAGACUCAGGCAGGUGGAGCUGCAGAGGGACAAGCUGACGUGGACGCGUGUGAAGAAGCUCAAGUCUGAUCAGGCCAAUCAGGAGCUUGCAAACGAUUCCACGCAGUCUGUGUUGCCCGACUCGUCGUCUGCAUCCAUCACCCCUGUCCAACAACAUCCACCUCCUCAAACUCCUCCUCCUCCACCGCCGCCUCCUGCUGCUCCACAGAUUGUACCUCCAGCUCCAGAGACUCUGCCCAAAAUGAGUUUACGAGAACGCAAGAGAGUUCUGCCCGCUGUGGCACCGCCCAUGCCCAACGGCAUUACCAGCCCCAAGCCCAAACCUGCUGUAGAAUAUAAACCGUACAACCCCAGACCAAAGUACUCGCCCGACGAUUUCGAACUGGACGAACCGGAGGAAACGCCGAGCGCGCCGGCUGCUUCCAAACAGGAGAUCAGAACGGCGCGUCCCGUAUCUCAUUCUGAAGAUCCCUCUAAAACUUCAGCAAAGCAUGCAGGAGCUUUAACCCCUACAGUUGUUCCUACAGGAGGAAACCUGAAACCCUCAAGUCAACCCCAAGCACAAGCGAAUAAAACACCAUCAGAAAAUUCACAACCUAAAAACAGUGGUAGCUGUGACACUGGGUCGGAGGCAGAGCCUCAGAAAGAGACGAAAAGAGACGAAAAAAGUGAAAAGACAGGAAGUACAGGAGAAGAACAAACCAGCACGGAGAAAAGCCCGAGUACGUUCGGAGCCGUGACCUGUAACGUGUGCGGGAUGCUGUACUCUCCUUCAGCCACAGAGGAUGAGACCCAGCACCUGCUCUUCCACAACCAGUUCAUCAGUGCUGUCAGAUACGUGGGCUGGAAGAAGGAGAGGAUUUUAGGGGAGUAUCCUGACGGCAAGAUUAUACUUGUUCUCCCGGAAGACCCGAAGUACGCACUGAAAAAGGUGGAGGAGAUUAGAGAGAUGGUGGAUAAUGACCUGGGCUUCCAGCAAGUACAGACUAAUGUCCCCUCCCAGACCAAAACUUUCCUCUUCAUUUCUAAUGAUAAGAAGGUGGCUGGGUGUCUCAUUGCUGAGCACAUUCAGGAGGGCUACAGGGUAAUAGAGGAGGCGGUGCCGGAGGGCUCAGAGGGGGAGAAGGUGAUGUUCGAGCGGCAGAGAGCCUGGUGCUGCUCCACCGUUCCAGAACCUGCAGUCUGCGGGAUCAGUCGCAUCUGGGUCUUCAGUAUGAUGAGACGGAGAGGCAUCGCCUCACGAAUGAUAGAGUGCCUCAGGAAUAAUUUUAUCUACGGGUCGCACCUGAGCAAAGAUGAGAUUGCUUUCUCCGACCCCACGCCCGACGGCAAGCUGUUCGCCACUCAUUACUGCGGCACCUCGCAGUUCCUGGUCUAUAACUUCGUCAGUGGGACGCGCCCGACCUGACAAACGCCCAAAACAGACGAGACACUCCUGUAGAGUCCCACAGAAAUCCUGCAGCCGGGUUCAAUAGAGCCAGAAUCACACCUGAGCGUAAAACAGAGCCAAAAACAGGAGAAGAACCGCACCAGAACCGAAAGAGAACGGACAGUUUUACAGGCUUUUACUGUUAAGAGGCACGGACCCGUAUUUAACAGACUUCUUCUUAAAAUAAGAACGUUGAUCUGAGAUCAGCUCUUACAUUUCAUAUCCUAAUGGAUAUAGUUGUAUAAAGAGGAGGGCGGGGCUAAUCCUAGAUUGGAAGUAUGAUAUGCCAAGCAGGUACCAUGUUGUAUUUUUAUUUUAUUUUAUUUUAUUUACAUUUAUUUUCUGUUUUUUCCCUUUUUUAAGUUGUUAAGUGAUGAAAUUAUAUUCUAAAUUCUAUUCUCUGUUCAGAGGGAAGAAACGCAGGUAUGCAAUUAUCAAUUAUCCAUCAAUUAUGCAUCAAUUAUGAAUCAAAUAUGAAUCAAUUAUCCUUUCAACCCCAUCAUCAAGACCAAUUAAUUGACAAUGAAAUUUACACUUAAUACAUUGAAUAAAUUGAAUAACACUCCACUACAAUAGCAUUUUAUUUUAUUUCACUGGAAAUCAUGUGCACUGUUCUCAGGUUUAGUUUAAAGCCUGUUUUUGGACCUUCUAUGUCUAACUGGAGCCAUUUUAUCCAGAGCACAGUUAUAAAAUGAAAUGUUUGCUGAUCCUCUAUAAAAGAAAACGGUGGUAAAAAGACGUAAACUGUAAACUGUACUAGUGCUACUACUGCUGUGAGGCACCGUUCCAAAAACACGAGAACAAGACUUGUUUUUAAUCUCAGGAUAAAGAACAUCAAUGUUUUCUUUGGGGCUACAUUUAUCCGAGCAUUUUAAGCAUCUGUUAAACAUGUUUUCACAUGAAA